AUGUCUUCUUUCUCCAACUUCAAAUUAGCUACCGAUUUACCAGCUUGGAACAAAUUACAAGCCCUUUACGACAGCGAAGGUAAGAACAUCUCUGUCAAGAAGGAAUUCCAAAAUGACCCAAAACGUUUUCAAAAAUUCUCAAAGACCUUCACCAACUACGAUGGUUCUAAGAUCCUUUUCGAUUUCUCCAAAAACUUAAUCAACGACGAAGUCCUAGCUAACUUGAUUGAAUUGGCUAAGGAAGCUAAUGUCACCGGUUUAAGAGACUCCAUGUUCGCUGGUGAACACAUUAAUUUCACCGAAGACCGUGCUGUCUACCACGUUGCUUUGAGAAACAGAGCCAACAAGCCAAUGUACGUUGACGGUGUCAACGUCGCUCCAGAAGUCGAUUCUGUUUUACAACACAUGAAAGAAUUCUCCGAACAAGUCCGUUCUGGUGCUUGGACCGGUUACACUGGUAAAAAGAUCACCGAUGUUGUCAACAUUGGUAUCGGUGGUUCCGAUUUAGGUCCAGUUAUGGUCACUGAAGCCUUGAAACAUUACGCCAGUGACAUCAAAGUUCACUUCGUUUCUAACAUCGAUGGUACCCACUUGGCUGAAGUCCUAAAGGUCAUUAACGCUGAAACCACCCUUUUCUUAAUCGCUUCUAAGACCUUCACUACUGCUGAAACUAUCACCAACGCUAACUCCGCUAAGGCUUGGUUCUUAGAACAAGUUGGUGGUGAUGCUUCUCACAUUGCUAAGCAUUUUGCUGCUUUAUCCACUAACAAGGAAGAAGUUGCUAAGUUCGGUAUUGACACCAAGAACAUGUUCGGUUUCGAAAACUGGGUUGGUGGUCGUUACUCUGUGUGGUCCGCUAUCGGUCUUUCUGUCGCCUUAUACAUUGGUUUCGACAACUUUGAAGCUUUCUUAAAGGGUGCUGAAGCCGUUGACAAACACUUCACUGAAACCCCAUUAGAAGACAACAUCCCAUUAUUAGGUGGUUUAUUAUCUGUCUGGUACAAUAACUUCUUUGGUGCUCAAACUCACUUAGUCGCCCCAUUCGACCAAUACUUACACAGAUUCCCAGCUUACUUACAACAAUUAUCCAUGGAAUCCAACGGUAAAUCUGUUACCCGUGGUGAUGUCUUCACCAACUACUCCACUGGAUCCAUCUUAUUCGGUGAACCAGCUACCAACGCUCAACACUCCUUCUUCCAAUUGGUCCACCAAGGUACUAAGUUGAUCCCAUCCGAUUUCAUCUUAGCUGCUCAAUCUCACAACCCAAUUACCAACAACUUGCACCAAAAGAUGUUGGCUUCCAACUUCUUCGCUCAAGCUGAAGCUUUAAUGGUUGGUAAGGACGAAGCACAAGUCAAGGCUGAAGGUGCUACUGGUGGUUUGGUCCCACACAAGAUCUUCUCUGGUAACAGACCAACCACCUCUAUUUUGGCCCAAAAGAUUACCCCAGCCACUUUAGGUGCUUUAAUUGCCUACUACGAACAUGUUACCUUCACUGAAGGUGCUAUCUGGAACAUCAACUCCUUCGACCAAUGGGGUGUUGAAUUAGGUAAGGUCCUAGCUAAGGUCAUCGGUAAGGAAUUAGAUGAUUCUUCCAAGAUCUCUUCUCACGAUGCUUCCACCAACGGUUUAAUCAAUCAAUUCAAGGCUUGGAUGUAA
This is a messenger RNA of Arxiozyma heterogenica, 1659 nucleotides long. RefSeq names its product glucose-6-phosphate isomerase (gene PGI1). The transcript has a single exon. Gene Ontology annotation, biological process: glucose 6-phosphate metabolic process; glycolytic process; gluconeogenesis. Gene Ontology annotation, molecular function: glucose-6-phosphate isomerase activity; carbohydrate derivative binding; monosaccharide binding. Lineage: Eukaryota; Fungi; Ascomycota; Saccharomycetes; Saccharomycetales; Saccharomycetaceae. Gene Ontology annotation, cellular component: cytosol. The coding region runs from base 1 to 1659 and encodes 552 amino acids. The record is from RefSeq and is a predicted model, not a curated record.